This is a messenger RNA of Physcomitrium patens, 588 nucleotides long. NCBI's taxonomy places the organism in Eukaryota, Viridiplantae, Streptophyta, Bryopsida, Funariales, Funariaceae. The record is from the annotation of a RefSeq genome assembly.
AUGCCUGCAUCAAGAUUUAAAACUUGUCGUCAAAUUUCAGAAAAUGUUUGGCAGACCAAAAAACUUACUCAAAAACAAAAAGCCAUUAUUUUGAAGCUUCGAAAAAAAACAAAUAAAAAACAAUCUGACUUUUCCAAAGAAUUACAAACUAUACAAAAGUUGUCCCUUUUUUAUGGAAAAUUACCCAUUAAAAAGAUGCAAAGGUCUAAAACGCAGACUUAUCUAGAUAAAAAAAAUAGUUUGUUAUUCGAUAUAGAACGAAGAUUAGACGUUAUUCUGGUUCGUCUUAAUUUCUGUUUAACUAUUUUUCAAGCAAGGCAGCUAAUAAGUCAUAAAAAAAUUUGUGUCAAUUAUAAAAUGGUCAAUAUUCCUGGUUUUCAAUUAUCUAACGGUGAUCUUAUAUCUAUUCAAGAUAAUUUUAUAUAUUUCAUUAGAUCCAAAAUAAGACAAAAUUUUCAGAGUAACCGAAUAUGGAGAAUAAAACCUACUCAUUUAGAGGUUAAUUAUAAAACACUAAAAGCCGUGGUAUUAUAUGAACCUCAACAAAUACAAUUCCCUUAUAGCAUAGAUCUAGACCUUCUUGAUUAA